This is a messenger RNA of Colletotrichum karsti, 4887 nucleotides long. RefSeq lists its product as uncharacterized. Gene Ontology annotation, cellular component: CCR4-NOT complex. The transcript has 6 exons. Gene Ontology annotation, molecular function: ubiquitin-protein transferase activity; RNA binding. Gene Ontology annotation, biological process: protein ubiquitination. The coding region runs from base 1 to 4887 and encodes 1628 amino acids. Lineage: Eukaryota; Fungi; Ascomycota; Sordariomycetes; Glomerellales; Glomerellaceae. The record is from RefSeq and is a predicted model, not a curated record.
AUGGCGCCCCAAGAUACCUUCAUCGAGGAGGAGGAAGAUACCUGCCCGCUAUGCAUAGAAGAGUUCGACCUGUCAGAUCGGAAUUUCCGACCAUGCCCCUGUGGCUACCAGGUGUGCCAGUUCUGCUUUAACAACAUCAAGAACAACAUGAACGGCCUGUGUCCCGCGUGCCGCAGACCUUACGACGAGAAGACGAUAGAGUGGAAAGUCGUCACUCAAGAAGAGGUCGCCCAGUUCAGAGCCAACAUCCAGAAGAACCAGAAGAAGCGAGCUCAGGAACAAAGGCAAAAGGAGGCUCAGAAGCGCGAGGCUGAGAAGGAGAACCGCAAGAACCUCGUCGGCGUCCGGGUCGUUCAGAAGAAUCUGGUUUACGUGACCGGCCUGACACCUACAGUUCGAGAGGACGAGCUGCUCAAGACGCUCCGCAAGCCGGAGUUCUUCGGUCAGUACGGCAACAUCCAGAAAAUUUCGAUUAGCAAUCGGAAGAGUCAAGACGGCCAAAACCAGUCACUCGGCAUCUAUGUGACGUUCGAGAAGAAGGAGGAUGCGCAACGGUGCAUCCAGGCUGUCAACGGCUCGCAGAACGGCGACCGCGUCCUCAGAGCCCAGCUCGGUACGACUAAGUACUGCUCGGCAUGGCUGCGUCACGAGCAGUGCACCAACAGGCAGUGCAUGUUCUUACAUGAGCUCGGUGACGAAGAGGACAGCUACACUCGCCAGGACCUGUCAUCGAUGAACAGUAUCAGCUCGCAGACGCAGCAAGCACGGCCAGUGGCGGGUGGAUCAUCAACCAGCGGUGGAAACAGCGCUGCCGGUCCUUCGCGGUCUGCAUCUCGACAACAGAAUACCCCUUCAGCACCCCCAGCGUCGCAACCCAUGGUACGCACUUCGAGCAAGGAGGACUCCGAGAACGGUGGCGAUGGCUCGGCGCUCCCGUCGUCGGCCAACUGGGCCAGAAACCCUCAACGCAGUCGGAGAGGAAGCCACGCCACGAGUGGCGCUGCCUCAAGCCCCGCAAUUUCGACAUCGCUCCCCGCAACCGCUGAGGCCGUCCCCGAGGCCGUCGAAUCGCCGCCGAGAAGAGAGACCCCCGUGUCCACGGAUAGCAAGGCAUCCAAGCCGGCCAGUGGCGGCAGGAGCGUGUUCGGCCUGACCGAGACCACCUUGAAGGACAUCCUGAGGAUCAUGAAUGGAUGCCCGUUCAGCUACCGCGUGCCUGACACGAAUCAGAUUGAGACGAUUUACCCACCCAUGUUCGACAUCCGUGGCGGCGAGAAGAGAAGAGCGAUGCGUGAGGAGGAGGAGUCGCGUCUCGGCGUUGAGGAGCAGCAGAGCGAGGCUCAAGAGCCCUCCGAGGGAGAGCCCGAAACCGGUGGUAGUCUCGCCCUUGGCGGUGAGCCCGAGGACCGCGAUGCUGCCAGAGAUUCAGGCUUCGAGCAGCGAAGACCCGGCACGCAGCCCCCCAUUCAGCGGACCAACACCGACGGCCUCUUUGGCCCCGCGCUCGGCUCGGCCUUCGGUCAGGCCUCGGUGACUUCUGGCUCCGUCGCCGGCAGCCGUUCGAUGACUCCCCAGCAGCAGUUGUUCAUCCGCUCUCAGGGCACAUUCGGUGAUCACUUGCCUCCCGGCAUCCCGACCGCUCAGCCUGCGGUUCAGCAACAGGGUGGCAACGGCCACAACAGACAGGGAUCGAGGUUCAGCUUUGCUAACGACAGCGCGGGCACCUCCGCUUCGGUCAAGGUAGCCGCCAACCCUCGCAUCAUGGCACAGCAGACCGCCAUGAUGCCUUCGACCUUCCAGUCGCAGCCCGGCAGCCAGUAUUACGCUUCGUCCAUGCCGGGUCCGCCUCCGGGUCUCAAGUCGACGGGCACGCCACCAAGCAUGUUUGGACAGGGUCACUCUUUCGGGGGCAGCUUUCCGUCAAAGGAUUCCGCCGAGCUUCUUCAGACGUUGAUUCGGGGUCGUGGAGCCAAUGGACAGGGCCAUGAUGCUGGUAAGCGUGAGUACAUGUUAUCUUCUUUUUCUAAUCAGUACCCAUCCUCUACCUCCUCCACCCCAGCUCCUGCUUCGAAUCUCCUGGCGUCGCUCUACGGUACCCAGCCCGGAGCAUUCCAAGACUUCGGUCCCAAGCAGAAGAAGAAGGGGAAGAAGCACAGACAUGCUAACACUUCCUCCUCUGGGGGAGGUGGCUUAGUUGAUCUUGCGGACCCGAGUAUCCUGCAAGCGAGAAUGCAGCACCAGUCGCAGAGCAACGCCGGAGUCGGACAGGGACUGUUCGGUGGUCAGAGCCAAGGUGGGUACAACCCGAACAUGAUGUACAACACGCGUUUCCCGGGUGCCGGCUGGGCCGCUCAGGGGAGUGGCAAGGGCUGCAUUUGGCGUCGUCUCGCGUUUCUUCUGGGCAAGGACCGACACUACAAUCGUCCCGACAUUAUACCUCUUUUCUUUUGGACCCGCAUGUCAUGGUUUAUGGGAUCACAUGACGAGCAGCUCUCGAUCGAAGAGACGGUCUUCUCAGUCGACGCCCUGGUCUCCGAUGACCCUCUCCCGGCCUAUGGUGGAGCGUCGAUCACCGCUACCCCGACACCUCCGCCUGGUCUUGGACCUCAGCGCACAGCAUCGCCGGCUAUUAAGCAAGCACCAGUCCCGGUCGUUCCGUUGACGCCGAAUGUACCCACGGGUCCGAAGGCGACGCCGACGAUGGCCAACAUCAUCCGGACGGCUACACCCGACAUCACGCCCCGCAAGAAGGCCCCAGGAUCGGAGGCCAAGAAGAACAUCAAGGCACUUGCCGUCGAAAGUGGUCUGUCCAAGGACAUCGUGGCCCAGGCAUCUCCGUCCAAGGGUAAGUCCGUCUUGCAGGAGGAGGACUUUCCGGCGCUCGCUGCGAGGGUCACCGCACAACGGCCUAGCACUCCGGCCAAGUCUGUCGCCUCGACUCCCAAGAUUGCGCCGGCGAGCAUCAAGAAGGCUCAGGCGGAACCUCCUGCUCCGGCUACCGAGCCCCCCAAGCCGACUCCCAAGCCAGUCGAGAAGAAGCCUGUUCCGGGCGUUUUGAACAUUGCCGCAGCCACCAAGGCUGCCCAGACGAAGCCCGUGGAGUCCGCGAAGUCCGCAACGGCCGAGCAUUCGGAUUCGUCUGCCUUCCCGGCUCUGCCAACGCCCACUACCGCCGUUGCAUCGCCGGUAGCCAGAGCUGCCCCCAAGACGUUGCGAGUCGUCCCAACCCCCAAGGUGGAGAUGCCUCCCGCUUUGGCGUCUGGCGCUUUCUCCGCCGCCGCCAGAGCUGUUUCGUCUGCAUCUGGUCGCCCCGGAACCCCUGCGAGCGAGAUCAUCAGCGACAGCGCGUCCAUCGUAUCUGCGUCCGUCUCUGCAUCUCGCACAAGCUCGCCUCCUCCCACCAGGGUCGGCACCGCUCCUGUGCGUUCAACAACUAAAAGCCAACAGCGCAAACAACGCAAGGAGGCUCAUAAGGAGCAGUCAGCCGUCGUUGCCGAGACAGUGAAGCAAGCCGAGCCCGAAGAGCAGGCCCCUAUCAUGGGCCGCAAGAAGAAGCAGAAGAAGGAGAAGCCGGUCAGCACAACCACCACAGCGGUGAAGAAGGCAGCGGAGCGUGUCGUCACACCCCCCGAGCCUCCGAAGAAGGAAGAGCCUCCUGCUCCGAAGCCUUUCGUUGAGAGAACGGUGGUGGAAGACUUGCCUACUCCCAAGGGCAGGUCGGCCAAGGCGGCUAAGAACGCUGCAAAGUCCGCCGCUCUCGAGGAUCUAUUCAAAGCCAGGGAGGCUACAGCAGUCUCGCCGCCCAACCCCCCCGCCUCGAGUGCGGUCGCCACAGCUGAGGAGUCUCAAGACAUUGCCGAAAACCCCAUGAGCCUGCCCGAAAUGGUCUUUCAGGACCUCGUCAACUCCGGCUUGGCCCUCCCUGCCGAACUCCUCACUCUGCUCAAGACCUUUCCCGAGCAGAACACUCGCCCCGACCGCUCGAUGGCCGCUGCGCAAGGAAACAACCCGCCCCCGUCUACUACGACCAAGGGCAUCGUCAAUGAUGCUGACCAUGCCGUUCUCCUGUCUGGAGAGCCGGUUCGCAAGGUGAUUGAGGGUCAGCGUGUGCUCAUCACCCCCAACGGCGAUUGCCUUCGCAACUUGACCGAGGAAGAGGAGAACAAGUACCUUGAGCUGCAAAAGGUUGUCGCCGAGGCCAGUGAGCAGCCCGACAGCUUCGUCGCUCCCCGCCACCAGGCCCGCCCGGGUGGCUUCUCUCUCAUCAAGGGUCGUGCCGUGCCCAACGGUCCUCCUUCUUACUUUCCCCCGUCCCCCAACGCUCAGAAGAUGUUCUCUGACGACCCCGUGAACAAGAUUCAGCGUGAGGAGGCCAUCAGCUACAUCAACCAAUAUGUCCUCCCUCGUCUGAACCUGGGCAACACGAACCUCUUCCCGGGCAGCUGGAAGUCGGCGCCCGGCGCGAAGGACGCCCUCUCCGCUCGUGAGACCGCCGCCGCUAGCCUUAACUCUCUGGCUCCGUACAUCUAUGGGCAUGACGCUGCCGCGGGUGCUGGCAUCUACUCCGCUGAGAGCGGCGGUUCUGGCAAAGACAUCCCUGAGGACGAGACGCCGUUUGGAGGCCUCGACUCGCCGCAGCACAACGAAGCUGCCGUUAAUGCUUCUGCGUCUGCUGCGUCUGCCGCUGCUGCUGCCGCCGCCCAGGCUCAUGCUCAGCACAGCGCGCACCCCAGACUCCCUGGCACGCCGCUCAACAGCAUGACUCUCAUGAGCGUGGAUGAUGCUGAGGCCGCCCUUGCUCUCGCGCGUAAGGAGACCGAGAAGCUGGAGAAGAACCUCAACCAGGCCAUCAAGCGCAACCGCAGACUGCUGCUCGGCGGCAGAUGA